Messenger RNA from Brassica napus (rape), 2172 nucleotides. RefSeq lists its product as uncharacterized. The transcript is spliced from 2 exons. Gene Ontology annotation, molecular function: nucleic acid binding; zinc ion binding. Bases 1 to 2172 code for a protein of 723 amino acids. The record is from RefSeq and is a predicted model, not a curated record. NCBI's taxonomy places the organism in Eukaryota, Viridiplantae, Streptophyta, Magnoliopsida, Brassicales, Brassicaceae.
AUGAGUGAAGAGAGACGAGAUGGAAAGCAACCAGAGGGUUCAGGAGAACCGGCUGUCCAGCAAAUCAACCUCAACCAAGUUCAAUUUGAGGCUAUGAUGGCUGAGAUAAGCAGAAGAAUGCAAAAUACUUACAACCUUGCACAACAAGCUAAUGAAAACUUACCUGGUGUUAAUGCAGGGCAAGAGAGGGAUGCGGGUGCUGCUGGAGCUCAGAGAGCACGCAUUGGACCUAUAAGAGGGCCACGAGUUGAGAUUGGGGGUCGUGGGGUUUAUGGAGAACAUUAUCAAGAAGAUUCAACUGAUGAAAGUGAUGAUGGAUCUCAGGCUAGUCAGCAUGGUAGAAACUACAACCGUAGGCGACCAGCUACUGAUAACCUAGGCAAUCUCAAGCUUAGAAUCCCUCCAUUCCAUGGGAAGAAUGAUCCUGAUGCUUACUUAGAGUGGGAGAAGAAGAUUGAACUGGUUUUCAAUUGCCAGCAGCUCACUGAGGAGAGAAAAGUGAGACUAGCAGCUACUGAAUUCUGUGGAUAUGCUAUUAGCUGGUGGGAUCAGAUUGCUACUACCAGGAGACGCAAUGGAGAGCCUCAAGUAGCUUCCUGGUUUGAGAUGAAAACUGUGAUGAAGAAGAGAUUUGUUCCUAAUCACUAUGGAAGAGAUCUACACCAGAAGUUGAGAAGGCUUUCUCAAGGGUCUAAGAGUGUAGAGGACUAUCACCAGGAGAUGGAAACACUCAUGUUAAAAGCUGAUUUAGAAGAAGGUGUAGAAGCUACUAUGGCUAGAUUCCAAGGAGGUCUUAACAGAGAUAUACAAGAUAGGUUGGAGCUACAAGAGUAUGAGGACAUGGAUGAACUGCUACAUAAGGCUAUUUUGAUUGAGCAGCAGAACAAGAGGAAGAGCUCUACCCGGUCUUCAUACACUCCUGCUUCAAAACCGGCCUACUCCAAGGAAGAUAAGCCAGGGGAUAAGUCCAAGGACGGUUCUUCUUCAGUAGAGACCAAGAGAGAUGACAAGGGUAAAGGAGUAGCCACAUCUACUAAGACCAGGAACAUUAAGUGUUUCAAGUGUCAUGGCUUUGGUCACUAUGCUAAUGAGUGCACCAACAAGAAGGUGAUGACUAUCUUAGCCAACGGGGAGGUGAUAUCUGAAGAGGAGGACGCCGGCCAAGAGUCAGAUGAGGAAGGCGUGGAGUACCCUGUCCGUGGAGAGCUACUAGUCACCAGGAGACUUCUCAAUGCUCAACCUAAAGCCAAAGAAGAUGAGCAAAGGGAAAACUUGUUCCACACCAUAUGUUUGGUUCAAGAAAAGGUUUGUAGCCUGAUCAUUGAUGGAGGCAGCUGUACUAAUGUAGCAAGUGCUGAGUUGGUGGAGAAGUUGGGUCUUCAAGUGUUUAAACAUCCUAAACCAUAUCUCUUGCAAUGGAUCAAUGAUGAGGGUGGAUUAAAGAUCACCAAACAAGUGAAGGUCUUGCUAUCAGUGGGAAAGUACCAGGAUGAGAUCACUUGUGAUGUAGCACCCCUUGAAGCUAGCCACAUCCUUCUUGGUCGUCCAUGGCAGUAUGAUAAGAGAUCAGUACAUGAUGGCUUCACCAACAGAUACACUUUUAUCCAUAAGGAGAAACAAGUUACCCUGGCGCCAAUGACCCCUCAGGAGGUACACCAGGAUCAGAUGCAUCUCAAAAUGAAGAGAGGAGAGUCCAAGGCCGCCAGCAAGUCCUUGCUUCUUGAAGAGACCAGCCAGGUAAGUAAACUCAACCUCUUUGCUACUGCUAAAGAUAUCAAAACUGCUGUGAUUGAACAAUCAAAUUUGAUACUAGUGGUUUAUAAAGAAUUGUUGAGCUCUACUACUAACCCUGCUCCUGAGAUUCCAGAGGAGAUUGAGUGCCUUUUGCAGGAGUAUAGAGAUGUGUUCCCAGAGGACAAUCCAAUAGCAUACAGGACCAACCCUGUGGAAACCAAGGAGCUUCAGAAACAAGUCAAUGAGCUAAUGGAUAAGGGACAUAUCAGGGAGAGUUUGAGUCCUUGUGCUGUACCUGUCCUCUUGGUACCAAAAAAAGAUGGAAGCUGGAGGAUGUGUGUGGACUGCAGAGCCAUCAACAACAUAACAGUUAAGUACAGACACCCUAUUCCUCGCUUAGAUGAUAUGCUAGAUGAGUUACAUGUUUCAUGUUGUUGA